AUGCAGGCAGAACAGGACAAUGGACAUCCCCUACCAGCUUACGCUGACCUCAUAAUUGAAAUCCUGGACGAGAACAACCAGGCGCCAUAUUUCCAGUUUGCCACCUAUCAGGGAUACGUGAGUGAGGCCUCCCCAGUGGGCACCACCAUCUCCGCCAGUGCCAACCUCACGGCCCCGCUGGGAAUCAUCGCUUUGGAUAAUGACAUUGAAGAGACCAAAGACCCUAUGGUGAAGAUUACCCUGGAUGACUACACCACAAUUUUCAGCCUGACCCCAGCUGGUAUAAUCCGCUACCUGACGAUUCUGAAACCUGUGGACCGGGAGAAGCAGAUGACCUAUACUUUCACGAUGGUGGCAUCAGAUGGUGUCCAACAGAGUAGUCCAGUAACUGUCAACAUCCUGGUUAUUGACGCCAAUGACAAUACGCCCACGUUUGCUCAGGUCUCCUACAGCAUUGAAGUCUUUACAGACAUGCAGCCAGGGGAGACAGUGCUACAGUUAACUGCAUCGGAUGCUGAUGAGGGGCUGAAUGGCCUGGUAACAUACGAGAUCCUGGCUGGAGCCCAGGGAGAUUUUGUUAUUAAUAAUCGCUCCGGACGCAUCACUGUGGCGCCUGGUGUCGUCUUAUCUGUGGGACAAUCUUAUGCGCUGACGGUCAAAGCCUCUGAUAAUGCACCUCAAACCCAGAGAAGGAGCUCGAUCACUACAGUCUACAUUGAGGUUUUACCGCCCAACAACCAGAGUCCACCCCGCUUCCCCCUCCUCACCUACAACCUAGAGAUCAGCGAGGCCAUGAGGAUUGGAGCCAUUCUCCUCAAUCUGCAAGCAACAGACAGAGAAAACGAUCCAAUCACGUAUCAAAUUGUGAGCGGAGAUUCCCAGAAUGUCUUCAACCUCUCUCGAACGAUUGGCCUUUUACUUCUGGGCAAGCCUCUGGACAGAGAGAUCACAGACCAGUACCGUCUGAUUGUCACCGCUUCAGACGGUAACCCUGGAGGGACGUCCACUGCUACCGUGAGCAUAGUGGUGACUGAUGUCAAUGACAACGACCCAAAAUUUAACAUCACCCUCGGCACCAAUUUUACUGUUCAAGAAGAACAAGUCAAUCUGUUUGUUGGACAAGUCAGGGCCACUGACCCUGAUGCAGGAGCCAACGGUCAGGUUUACUACCGGAUUGUCAACUAUCCUGACUUGUUUGUAAUCAGUGCCAACGGAAGCAUCUACACAAAACGACCUUUGGACAGAGAGUUAAGAGAUCAGUAUAGCCUCAUAGUUGAGGCCUCAGAUGGGGCGGUAGACCCUAGAAGAACCGCCUUGACGCUCUUAGUCCAGAUUCUGGAUAUAGAUGACAACAGCCCGGUCUUCUCACAGCAAGACUAUGUGGUGAAUGUACCUGAGAACAGCCCAGUGGGGACUGUGGUUCUGAAACUAAGUGCUGUGGACGCAGAUCUCUUCUCCAACAUCACGUACCGCAUCAAGACUGAGUCAGCCAGGCAGCUGUUCUCUCUUAACCCCAUCACUGGGGAGCUAGCUGUGCUGCAGACCCUGGACUUCGAGGGUCUGGCAGCUAUGGGCAUGGGGACUUCUUACACCUUCCAGGUAGAAGCUGUCGACCAAGGAGCCCGAAUGCCGCCGGGACAAGCUACCGUCACAGUUCGCAUCACAGACAUGAAUGACUUCUCACCUGUCUUCAGACAAGAUCUGUACAAGGGCUUGGUGGCCCCCAACGCAGAGAAGGGAACAGUCAUCACCACCGUUUUUGCUGAGGACCAAGAUCCACCAGGCACUCCGGCCAGUUUUGUGCGCUACAGAGUGGACCAGGAAAGGUCUCCUUACAGCGGGAGCAUCUUUGAUGUAGAGCAGGAAACUGGCAGAAUCAUCACCAAGGUUAACCUCAAUGAAGAGCCUAGCGUUACCUUUAAACUGUUUGUGAUUGCCUUUGAUAACGGGGAGCCGGUGAAGUCAAACAGUACUUUGGUGGAGAUCACUGUCCUUCAGCCCUCUCUCAUCCCGAUCUUCACUGAGGAAGAGUAUACGUUUCUGCCAGUGAAAGAGCUGUCUCCAGUUGGCACUGCAGUGGGGACUAUUUUAGCUGCUGCUAUGAAUCAAACCAUCUUCUACUCCAUUGUUGGAGGAAAUGAACUAGGUCACUUUAAAGUGGACAGCAGCACAGGUGUCAUCUCCAUUGCCCAACCUCUGGACUAUGAGAAUAUAACCAGCUUCGUUCUCAGGGUGCAGGCAGAUUCUUUGGGAGUUGUUAUGUCCAACCUGCGUGUGCCUUCUAAAACCAACACUGCCAAGGUGUUUAUUUAUGUAGAGGAUGAAAAUGACCACCCGCCCGUCUUCUCCAGAAAGCUCUACAUAGGUGGUGUGACUGAAGACACCAAGAUUUUCAGCUCUGUUCUCAAAAUAGUGGCCACUGAUAAGGACACGGGGAACUUCAGCGCCAUGGCAUACCGCCUAAUUAUACCUCCCACAGCAGAGGGUCAGAACAGCUUUGUCAUCGAGGCCUACACUGGAAUCAUUAAGUCAGCCAUCAUGUUUCGAAAUAUGCGAAGGUCCUACUUCAAGUUUGAAGUCAUUGCCACUGAUGACUAUGGGAAAGGUUUCAGCAGCAGUGCUGAAGUGGUGGUUUCAGUAGUCAACGCAUUAGACAUGCAGGUCGUUGUCUCCUCUGUCCCUCCCUACUUAGUAGAAGAGAAGAAGGAGGAAAUCAUUAGCAUUCUAGAGCGUCAUGUGCAGGACCAGAUUCCCGGUGCCAAGGUGAUCGUUGAGUCGAUCGGGCCACGUCGCUACGGCGACGGCUUUGAGCUGGAGGACUACACCAAGUCAGAUCUAAUGGUGUAUGCCAUCGAUCCACUGACAAACAGAGCCAUUUCACGGCAGGAGCUCUUCAAGUUUCUUGAUGGCAAUGUCUUGGAGAUCAACAAAGAGGUCCAGCCACAUGUGGGCGAGGGUGGCCGCAUCCUGGAGAUCCGCUCGCCAGACAUUGUGGCCAGUGUGAAGAAGGCCGCUCAAGCUGUGGGCUACACAGAGGGAGCGCUUCUGGCCCUGGCCAUCAUCAUCAUCCUCUGCUGCAUUCCUGCCAUCCUCAUCGUCAUGGUCACCUACAAACAAUUCAAAGAGCGGCAAGCAGAGUGUGCCAAAACUGCCAGGAUCCAGAUGGCUUUGCCACCGGGAGGGAAAACGGCUCCAGCCGCUCCCCCUACUGCUAACCUCUACGAGGAGCUGGGCGACAGCAGCAUGAGGCGUGGCCCUGGCAGAAAGCAGCAGCAACAACAACUGCUGAGGCCAUCUCUUCUGAGACCAGAGGAACUCUCCAUGGAGUCGGGCAUUGACCCAGGCCAAGACUAUUACGCACAGGACUAUUAUAAUUAUGACCAAGGAUAUGACUUUCCUCAGUAUGGGAGUCGGAGGAGGCUGAUAUCACCCAUGUAUGAUGAGCAUGGUGAGGUGAUCAUGGAGGAUGAUGGGUAUUACUACAGUCCACAUGGCCCAGAGGGCCGUGGCAGAGGCCGGGGUGGCAUGAGAGGUAGAGGUCCACCGAAGAGAGUUGCCUUUAGGGACUUGCCAGCAGAGGAUGAAAUAGUCCAACCUCAGGCAGCAGAGGAAGGUGAACCUUCUAAGGCUGCCAAGAGACUGAAGUCUGUCAUGAAACUCAGCAAACUCCUGGCAGCCGGCAAGGGAGGAGAGCAACCAUCUGACGCCGGCCCUCCUGGCCCAUCUCCAUGGAAGAAAGCCAAGAUGCUCAAGAUGUUUGGCGCUGGAAAGAAGGACAAGGAUUAUGCCAAACUGAUGUCAGCCCGCCGUAUUGACAGCCAGGAAAGUCUCACGGACAGACCGGCAGUUAUUGGGCCAAUAGAUAGCAAGUCGGAUGCUCGCAGCCGGCUUAGCAAAGUUUUAAAGAGAAUUACCAUUGGCAACAAGUUGCAGGUCAGGAGGAAGUCACAGAGUAGCGUGAGUCACGGCUCAGCCACAGGCAGUGAGAAAGAUGAGGAGGCUUCGCAGGCAGCCAGCGAGGAUGAAAGGAAGUCUAAAGUGUCUAUUAGUGUGACCGAAAGUGAGCCAGAAGGAGGUGCAAGUGGAAGCAGUAAGGAGAAAGACUCUGAUGAAGAAUCCUCUGAGAAAAGUAGUGUUGACAGAGAUUAUCUUAAAGUUGACUUGGACAGAGAUGACACAAAUGAAAGCACUGUGGACUCAGAGGAAGAGCCUGAUGAAGAGCCAGGUGAUUCUGAUGAGGAAAGCAGGUCCAAAUCUGAAGAGGGGGAGGAAACAGAGAAGGACUCGGGCAGUGAAAAAGAAUCAGAGACUGAGGGAGAGUCAGAGUCAGAAAAGGAAUCGGUGUCUGAGAAGUCCUCGGCUACGGAGAAAGAGUCAGAAACAGAGAAAGAGUCGGAGUCUGAUGAAGAGUCCAGCUCUGACAAGGAAACAGAAUCAGGAACAGGAACAGCAACAGAAAAGGAAACAAGUACAGAAAGGGAUUCAGCAACAGAAAAAGACUCAGAUGAAGAGUCUGAGGAAGAAGAGGCGUCUGAAAGCACAAGAGAAAGUGGGUCUUCUGCACGCACUUCUAUAAGGUCUUCAGCUACUGAGGCCAGCAGAAGGAGCAGCGCUUCUGCUACUGCUAGUGGGACUGACAGUAAAAGUAGUGAAAGUGCAAGUGAGAGUAGCAGUGGUAGUGUCAGAAGUGGUAAAUCUUCCUUUAGAUCAAGUGCGAGAUCCACACAGAGAACCAGCUCAUCAAGAGCAUCCUCAAGGAAGUCCAGCGAAGAACUCAGUGAAGCCGAGUCAGGGACAGGAACAGCUAGUGACGCAGAAUCAGGGUCAGGAAGUGAACGUUCUUCAUCUUGGGGGUCCAGCAAGAAAAAAACAUCCGGUUCAGAGCUGAGUAAAAGAUCUUCAUCUGGCAGUCAGCAUUCCUUUGGAAGUGAGGGGAGUUCAGCUGGCUCCCAGUCCACUGCUGGAAGUCGACGUUCCCGAAAGUCUGUCCUGAGCCAUGGUUCAGAGGAUGCAAUCACAGAGGAGAGUGAUGAGGAGGAGGAGGAAGAGGAGGAGGAAGAAUCUGGGACUGCUGAUGAGAGCAAGGACUCUGCGAGUGAGGCCAGCGAUGAAGCAUCAUCAAGAAGAUCUAGUGUAGUUUCUGAAGGCCCAGGACCCUCUGCUCCCUACCGUGGUCAGACCUAUAGUCCUGAGAUCAGAAGCACCUCUGAUGAUACAUACGGAGGCCUGUCCCCCAUCACUGAAGUGGACGAGGACGCCAUCUCCUCUGAUAAAUCUUCAGUCAGUGCAUCAAAGGGCUCAGAAGGCACUGAAGAAACAUCAGAUGGUGAUUCAGGAUCUGAAGGGAGCUCAACGGCCUUCUAGCGAGAUUUAUUGUCCCUGUGAACCUGGAAGAAAGAAACGGAUCAAACUUGUGGUUGAUCGGGAGAACGAGUCCAGCUCUACUGGAGAGGAAAGCACUACAGAGAG
Poecilia latipinna (sailfin molly) is the source of this 5469-nucleotide messenger RNA. RefSeq names its product protocadherin-related 15a (gene pcdh15a). NCBI's taxonomy places the organism in Eukaryota, Metazoa, Chordata, Actinopteri, Cyprinodontiformes, Poeciliidae. Gene Ontology annotation, molecular function: calcium ion binding. Gene Ontology annotation, biological process: homophilic cell-cell adhesion. The transcript has 28 exons. The record is from RefSeq and is a predicted model, not a curated record. The coding region runs from base 1 to 5364 and encodes 1787 amino acids. Gene Ontology annotation, cellular component: plasma membrane.